Molecule: messenger RNA, 591 nt
Organism: Punctularia strigosozonata HHB-11173 SS5
Lineage: Eukaryota; Fungi; Basidiomycota; Agaricomycetes; Corticiales; Punctulariaceae
Exons: 2
Coding region: 1-591 (196 amino acids)
Source: RefSeq, a predicted model, not a curated record
AUGUCGAAGUUCCUCGCCCUCCUCGCCCUCGUGGCCUCUCCGAUACUCGUUGUCGCCCUGGUUCCCCCAAACCCACCCCCAUUCCACAUCAUUGCCGGUGCAUCCGGCACGGAGUUCAUUCACCUCCAACCCAUCGAAGCUGCGAAUGGGUCUCUCUGGAUUGGCGCCGAGACUUCCUCGGCGUGCCCGUCCACGGUCGCGGACUGCCCGCCGGGCGACGUCACCGCCUUCAGCGGAGGCCAAACUACUGUGUACCUCGACGUCAGUGUGCCCGCAGGGCAAAUAGUUUACGUCCUGGGGGACAACGGAGAGGUCCAUUUCACGCCACCGAACGACCCCUUGCUCCCCCUUCAGGGCAACGCAGUGAUGCAAGGCUUCCACUGGGAAUCUACGGAACCUUCUGAAGGUCUUGGAGAGCUUACGUUUACUGGCCUCAACUCCUCCACCUUCGUCGCCUGCCCGAAGGGCGAUCCCUUCCCCUUCCAGGUCUUCGCACGGGUUCCUAAUGUAAACUGGGCCGGGUGCACGAACUUCAGUGCCAUCACCGCCCCGUACCCUGGUGGAGGUGUUGCCGCAUACGAGUACAAUUGA